AUGGCCAGUCUACCUCUGAUAACCCUAACAUUGCUAGCGGUGUUUUUGGGUACGCAAGCCGAUGUCGACUUGGAUUUGAGCAUCAGAGACAGUACGCCAAUUUGCGUGGGAAAAAUUUGCGACAGCUCAUCUGCUUUUCAUUAUUACACGUGUUGUGGCACUGUAAGCAAUUUUAAGUUCAUUCAGGUUUAGAGCCCCUACCCUACUCUACCACCCUAAUCUACUCUACCAUACCCUAUCCUACCCUACCCACCCUACCGUGGCUUACCCUACCAUACUCUAUCCUACCCUACUCCAUCAUACUUUACCCUACUCUCGCUACCUACCCUAUCUGCAUACCCUACCCAAAUUUACAGUACCCUAUCCACAACAGCCUACGAUACCCUAUUUUAACCUUCUUUACUCUACCUUCUUUUACACUGAUUUGCCCUACUUUACCUUCAAAACCCCUGCUCAAUCCAAACUUACCUUGCCAUAAUCUACCACGCCCUGCCACAUUAUAUUCUUUUAUGCCUUGUUCGGCCAUACCCUGUCCUGCACUGCCAACUCUCGUUCUGUCAUGCCUUUUUAUGCCCUAUCCUUCUCUACUCUACCAUAGUUUAUCCUAUCAUACUCUACUCCAGCUAUACCAUGCCCUACCAAGCCUGGUCCUGCAAUGCCUUUAUAUGUCAUACCCUACCUAAACAAACAAAAGUUUCAGCUAAUUACAAAACUUUUUUCAGCUAGCCCAAGACUGCUGUUUCCGAUUCCAAAGCUGGGUGAUCGUAUCACUGAUCGUAUGUGGAAUUCUCUUUGUGGCUAGCAUGUUAAUUGGCCUAGUCAAGUGCAUAUGCUGCUGCGACCGUUAA
Messenger RNA from Bursaphelenchus okinawaensis, 848 nucleotides. Lineage: Eukaryota; Metazoa; Nematoda; Chromadorea; Rhabditida; Aphelenchoididae. The record is from the annotation of a GenBank genome assembly.